Molecule: messenger RNA, 3111 nt
Organism: Symbiodinium sp. CCMP2592
Lineage: Eukaryota; Dinophyceae; Suessiales; Symbiodiniaceae
Source: the annotation of a GenBank genome assembly
AUGGAGACCCAGCCGUAUCUGCAAUCUAUGGCCACUCCGGAGUCUGGUGCUGCAGCUUCGCAAGUGUCGACCACGGACUCAGGUAGUCCGGAGUCGGAGUUACUGCAGUUGGGUUGCUGCAAGAAGCUGUUUGACCCUGCAGAGAGUCCUGACAGCGAGCGACCAAGCAAGAAGGCCUGCACUCUUGGUUUGCACGCAGAGCCCGCCGUUGAAGCACCGCUCCCCUCGCCGAAGCCGGUGCCCACCCGUCGGUACAGGUCCAAGACGCCAGGUCGGCGAGUGAAGGAAGAAAACCGUGCUGCUGUGCCAUCUUGCAAACCGAUGGCACCUGCACCUGCACCCGUGCUUCGGUGUGCCACGCCCUUGAAGGCACAGUUGCCUCAGCUUAGUGUGCCGAAGCACGCGGCUGUCGCCCCGUCUGCUGUCCCAGCAAAGUCCUGCUCGCCUGCUGCAGUUCUGUUGAAGAACGAGGAGGUUCCGAAGCCUCCCUCGCCUGCUGUCUCCACUCCGAAGCACAGCUCCCAGCAGAGCACUCCUCCUGCACCCAGCAAGGCAGUUCCACCGACCCAAGCUCCUGCACCUGCACCCGUGAAGAACGAGGAGGUUGCCAAGCCCCCUUCUCCUGCUGUCUUUACUCCGGAGCACAGCUCCCUUGCAGCUGCCAAGACAGUUCCGCCGACCCGUGCUCCUGCACCUGCAACCUUGGUUCCCCACAAGAACCAGGAGGUCGCCAAGCCCUGCUCACCUUCUGUCUGCACUCCGAACAGCUCCGAAACCGCCAACACCCGUGCUCCUGAGGAGGUUGCCAAGACCCCCUCACCGAACCGUGCUCUUGCAGAGGUUUCCCGCUCUCCUGCUCUCCCGACUCCGAAGGACGGCUCUGUGUCUCUAGCUGUGUCGCCCAGGCCAACCGCCGUGAAGGCAAGUGCUGUCCGAACCAAGCCCGACGAGCUCCUGCCGACCGUUUCUGUUCCACCGAAACCCAGUCAAGCCCCGCUGUGGGCCAGCCCUGUGCUUCCCAGCUCUGCAGACUUCCGUGAAGCUGUGCUGGUGGACAGCGACAGCGACGUCGACAUGGAGAAUGCCACGGUGCUGUAUGACAAUGAGGAUGACAUGUUCGCCCAGCAUAUGCAGCUGGUGCUGCUGCAUGAGUGCAGACCCGCUAAGCCGAGUGUUGCUCCUGUGGCUGCGGGCCGUCCAGCAGAGCCGAGUGCAGCCCCAGCUGCUGCAGUCACAGCAGUGCUAGCCGGAGCAGAGCCGAGUGUAGUCCCGGUUGCUGCAGUCAGAGCAGGCUCCGAGGCCGGAGCAGAGUCGAGUGCAGCCGUGGUUGCUGCAGUCACAACAGGCUCCGAGGCCGGAGCAGAGGCGAGUGCAGCCCUGGUUGCUGCAGUCACAACAGGCUCCGAGGCAGCCCCGGUUGUUGCAGUCACAACAGGCUCCGAGGCAGCCCCGGUUGCUGCAGUCACAAGAAGCUCCGAGGCCGGAGCAGAGGCGAACGCAGCCACGGUUGCUGCAGUCACAACAGGCUCCGAGGCCGGAGCAGAGGCGAACGCAGCCCCGGUUGCUGCAGUCACAACAGGCUUGGAGGCAGCCCCGGUUGCUGCAGUCGCAACAAGCUCCGAGGCCGGAACAGAGGCGAGUGCAGCCCCGGUUGCUGCAGUCACAACAGGCUCCGAGGCCGGAGCAAAGGCGAGUGCAGCCCCGGUUGCUGCAGUCACAACAGGCUCCGAGGCCGGAGCAGAGCCGAGUGCAGCCCCGGUUGCUGCAGUCACAACAGGCGAGGCCGGAGCAGAGCCGAGUGCAGCCCCGGUUGCUGCAGUCAGAGCGAGCUGUCUUCGCACCUCAACCCCAGCAGGGGCCGGCGACUCGAAAAAGGUGACGUUCGCAGCCACUCCGACUGCUCUUGCUGCCAACAGCAACCAGUGGCAGGUUCAGGUCAACCCGCAGGCAAUGGCAAUCGUGCCAACCGACAGCCAAGACCGGCAGAAGCACUUCGCAGUGUUCAAGAGGCAGAUCACCGGCAAGGACAAGACUGUGCCGGAAAGCUUGCGAAAGGCCUGGACACAAGCCGUCAACAGCAAGUCUCGGAGCGCCAAGACGGCUCUCUUCCAGAAGUUCUUGGAAGCUGGCGGAGAUUGGAUGACGGUGGAUAUUUCUCGCACCCGGACCGACUCCGAGAAGGGUGAGAAGAUGAUGGGUUGGAGGACCAAGCAGCAGUUGUUGUCCAUGUACAACAACGAUGUUGCACUGGUGGAAUCCAUUUGUGCUGCCAAGUUGGCAGCUGGGCUGGUAAAGCCACACCCCGACCUUCCAGAUGACGAGUCCGCUUUGCUUUACUACGUGCUGAUUGAUAUGAAGCACACCACCACGGAGGAGGUGGUUGACCAGCACCGCAUUAAAUGGAAAGCCGAUGUGGACGGCCGCGACCUGCUGAACGUCGACAUGUUCAAUCACAUGGGGGAUGUGCGGCUGGCUUUGCCGUGGAGGCCCCCGCCAAGCAUCACAGCCGGUGGCGAAACCGGUUGCAUGGGAAUUGGUCCGGGCAGCUCGGAUGCCUCUGCAGCUGAUUUGGAAGCGGCGGUGAAAGGAAAGGGCAAGGGCAAGGGCAAGGACAAGAACGGCAACGGCAAGGAGAAGAAGGAGAAAGAGCCGCAUGGGCCUAUGCCUGCUGAUCCGAUUGAUGCUCUGGCUUGGCUGAUUCCGGAGUUGCACAAGAGGAUUUCGCAGGCAAGUUUGCUUCCCCUGAAGUUGCAGGGCGAGUACUUCGAAAAGCUCCGCGACAAGAUUGUGGCACACCACGAGGAGCUCAAGAAGUCUACGAUGGAUAUCCAGAAGCUGCAAAAGGAGGCACGCAGUGCCGACGUGGAGAAUCGGGCAGCUGCACAUGUUCGAUUGGCCAUCCAACGGAUGAACAUGUACCAGGAAGAUGCUGCGAUUGCAAACCAAUCGGCAACAAAGCCGGUGAAAGCCAAGAAGAACGAUGAUAAGGCCGGUGAUGUAUCGAGAACAACAUAUUGUAGCUUGUUUGUGGAUGAUUGCAAUAGUCUGUUGGUUUCUGUGAGCUGCUCGUGUUUAUAUUCCUAUAUAGCAUGCCAUGGCACGCAGGCCUGA